CUCAGUACGAAGGCUUCAUCUCACCCUGUCGCCGCCGCCGCCAUGACAUCGCUACUGCGCCCAGCCCGACGUAGUCUAGCGACGACAAGUCUGGUGACACUUGCCGACCUCUCAUCAUACACCUCUACCCUCGCCUGCUCCUCCUCCUCUUCUUCCUCCUCGUCUCCAUCACCCGCACGCUCCUUUACCUCCUCUGCCAUUGCCCUAGGCAAGUCUCGCCCAGGAGAAGGCAAAGAUGCAGUCAAGGCCGCUCGGCGUCGGGAACGUCAGGCGAAGCUAGCAGCCGACCCUCACGUCAUCUCUCGCAACCAGACGUACCUUCUGUCAGACGCGUACCGCUUGCUGAAAUCCGUCGAGGUGACAAAACCUUUCAAUGCCUUUGAGAUCUACAUCAAGACUGGCAUUUCCUCGCACCAAGCCAAUGCGCUUCGUGGACGCAUCUCUUUUCCUCACUCUCCAGCACUUAAGCCUCCCAGGCUCCUCAUUUUUGCAGAAGACGGCUCCCCUGCAGCCGACGCAGCCAAGGCGGCUCAGAAAGCGGGCGUACCCAUCAUCGUAGGCGGUGCGGAGCUGAUCCAAGCCGUAGGCGAGAAUCGGGCAGGGGAUUUUGACAAGGUCCUUGCUUCUCCCGAUAUUAUGAGUGCAGUCAGCCGAGCUCUGGCUAGGAGUUUGGGACCGAGAGGUCUGAUGCCGAAUGUCAAGAGGGGGACAGUUGCUGCGAGUGAGGAGGAUAUGAGAAAGGCAAUUGAUGAGGCGAUUGGUGGGAUCGACUGGAGGGGAGAUAAGCAGGCAGUGAUUCGAGCUGCCGUCGGCCGACUGCACUUCACCGAGGCCCAGCUUCGCACAAACAUCUUCGCCAUGCUGACCUCGGUCCUAGAGCGCGCCACUUCUGGUCUCUCCGGUGGAGGCUCAACCGCCAAGGCUUCUCAGGAGGCUUCGAGUUUCAAGAUGCCAAAGAGGCAAGAGGGGACACCGCCCCCACCCGAGUUGAUCAAGAGGGCAAAGGCGGUGAUCAAGGGGAUGCACAUUAGCUCUACGCAGGGCCCAGGAGUCAAGAUUGACCUGGCAGACGUCUUGUAGAGGAUUUUGAGCAGAUUGAUCAGAGCAGUUGGGAGCAGCGGAUUGCGCAGAUUGCAGAGUAGUAUUAGCAAUGACCUUUCAAUUACAAGCUACGGUUCGAUGGCCAACUAGGAAUUAUACAAAUCCGUGUCCGUGUCCGUAUCAGGGUUUGAUUAUCACAACACACCUCUUAGCAUAAUUAGUCUCCUCUCGCAAAGGCACACCAACACCUCGUCCAGUUCCCUCCCUUGCUCAUGUCCAUGUUCACGUUCAGCCUCGGCAAAGGGCAACUUGACAGCCGCUACCCCCAUGAGCGCACCACUACCCUCGCUUCUCGCCUGCUCAUCCUCCCCCAAUUCUGCAUCCAAUCUGAUCACUCGU
This is a messenger RNA of Microstroma glucosiphilum, 1440 nucleotides long. Its product is annotated as ribosomal protein L1. Lineage: Eukaryota; Fungi; Basidiomycota; Exobasidiomycetes; Microstromatales; Microstromataceae. The record is from RefSeq and is a predicted model, not a curated record. The transcript is spliced from 2 exons. Bases 43 to 1080 code for a protein of 345 amino acids.